AUGGCUCAGGCCGGAGUGGUCCUGGACCGGGACCAGUUCAACUGCUCCAUCUGCCUGGACGUGCUGCGGGACCCGGUGACCAUCCCGUGCGGACACAGCUACUGCUCGGUCUGCAUCCAGAACUACUGGGACCAGGACGACUUCCUCGGCGUGUUCGUGUGUCCGCAGUGCCGCCAGAGCUUCAGCCCGAGGCCGCUGCUGGCCCGGAACACCAUGCUGGCCGACGUGGUGGAGCGCUUCAAGAAGACGGGGCUCCAGGACGCGGCGGCGGCGGCCGGCCCGAGCUUCGCCGAGGCCGACGACGUGGAGUGCGACGUGUGCACCGGCCGGAAGAGCCGCGCGGUCCGGUCGUGCCUGGUGUGUCUGGCCUCCUACUGCGACCUCCACGUCCGGCCGCACUACGAGUCCGCCGCCUUCAAGAAGCACAAGCUGGUGGCGGCGUCCAAGCGGCUGCAGGACAACAUCUGCCCGCGGCACGACAAGCUGCUGGAGGUCUACUGCCGCACCGACGCCCGCUGCAUCUGCUACCUGUGUCUGGCGGACGAGCACAAGGGCCACGACACGGUGCUGGCCGAGGAGGAGAUCCAGCAGAAGCAGAAGCAGCUCGGCGACGUGAAGCAGAGCUCCCAGCUGAGGAUCCAGCAGCGAGAGAAGGAGGCGCAGGAGCUGAGACAAGCCAUCUUCUGUCUCGUGCGUUCAGCUCGGACAGCGGCUGAGGAGAGCGACCUCGUCUUCACUGAGCUCAUCCGGCUGAUAGAGCUGAAGCGCUUCGAGGUGAGAGAGCUGAUCAAAGCCCAGGAGAAGACGGCCAUCGGCGAGGCUGAGCAGCUGCUGGAGAAGAUCCAGAAGGAGAUCGCCGAGCUGAAGAAGAACGAGGCCGAACUGGACAAGCUGUCCCACACCGAGGACCCCGUGCAUUUCCUCCAGAGCUGCCAGUCUCUCCAAGCUCCCGCCGUGCUGUCGGCUUCCCCUCCGGUCAGCGCCGAGCCCGGCCUCACCUUCAGCCCGGUGGUGACGGCCGUGUCGGACUUCAAGGAGCUGCUGCAGGAGGUCUGUCAGGGAGGGUUCGUCAGCAUUUAUGAAAAAGUGAGAGACGUGGUGAUCGUGAGUCCUCAGAGUCCAGCGGUGCAGCUUCAGGCUCAGUCUGGAGACGCCGGGUCGGCCGGACCACCGGCCGGACCGCCGGACCCACCGACGUGUCAGUUUGUUCCAGUCAGCCCUCCACUGGGUCUGGACCAGAACCCUGUGAGCCCCCUCAACCCGUUCCUCACGCCAGGACCUGCUGUGCCCACGUUUGCCUUCUCGCCGUUCGGCUCCAAGCUCUCCUCAGGAUCCAGACAGAGGCACCUCCAGCGACGCGCUCACCCCAGGAGGAAGUAGGCCUCCGGCGGACGUCUAACUCCACACUUCAUCCCGGCUGAAUGAGCGGCGUGUGCUCACCAAUCCACGCCGUCGCUCAGGAGCCGGACCUUCAGAAUCAUCCAUCUGCUACGACUUGAACCUGGUGUUCCAGAAAACGCUAGCAAAGUGAAGACCACACUGACGACGCAUUUACUUUAAGUAUUAGGCAGCAACAAGCAGGACUCACUCAGUUCUGUGGUAUCAGCCUGUCAAGGUUUAGUUUGAGUUUUUAUGGACGUUUGCUUUUUUAAGUAUUUUUCAUUUUUAACCAAAACUCAGUCAACAAUCAUUUUGCUUUGAACACCAACUGUAAUCUGUGAAACGCUGACAUUAAAGAGCAGAAAGACUU
Molecule: messenger RNA, 1750 nt
Organism: Stegastes partitus (bicolor damselfish)
Lineage: Eukaryota; Metazoa; Chordata; Actinopteri; Pomacentridae
Gene: ftr67
Product: finTRIM family, member 67
Exons: 7
Coding region: 1-1380 (459 amino acids)
Molecular function (GO): zinc ion binding
Source: RefSeq, a predicted model, not a curated record